Messenger RNA from Trichomonas vaginalis G3, 1479 nucleotides. Its product is annotated as regulation of vesicle fusion. The record is from RefSeq and is a predicted model, not a curated record. The transcript has a single exon. NCBI's taxonomy places the organism in Eukaryota, Parabasalia, Trichomonadida, Trichomonadidae. The coding region runs from base 1 to 1479 and encodes 492 amino acids. Gene Ontology annotation, cellular component: centrosome.
AUGAUUGGAUCUGGAUCGGCAAUAGGAACUGUCGUUGGUGACGAUAGUCACAUUGUCGCUAAAAUAGGCAAGGAUAUCGGGGCUAAAUCAUUAUUUAACAAAAAGCUAUUAAUAGAGCUAAUUAUGAAAAGAUAUUCUUUUCCUGAAAAUCAUCGUCCUCUAAUGUGGCGUUAUAUACUUCGUAUUCCAAUGAAUGACGAACAAUAUACAACAUUAGCUUCUCAACCAGUUCAUCCAACAAUACGUUUAUUACCUAAUUCAUUACCAAUUAGAUUUUCUGCAGUUUCACACAGAUUAAUGCGUAUACUUUCAGCUUUAGUUUACUGGCAUCCUCCUCUUGCUGAAUGUGACUGGCUUCCAGCUCUAGUUUAUCCGUUUUUAGUCAUUUUCGGACGUGAUAAGCUUGCAACUUUCGAAGUAAUCAUGACAGUUAUUACAAAUUGGUGCAGCGAAUGGCUUCAUUUCAUUCCAAACCCACCAAUUACAAUCUUAUCAAGAAUUGAUAAGAUAGCAAGAAGGCAUGGUGGUGAGGCACCAUUAGCACGUGCAUGGCCAGCUCUCAGAAGCUUUUGUGGCGAAGUUGCUUCCACAGAAGUUGCUAAAAUGAUUUUAGAUAAUAUUCUUUCAUUCAAGCCAGUUUUCAUCGAAUAUUUAAUUGCAUCAUAUGCAUUACUCAAACCAGGAAGUAUUAUUGAUGAAUUCAAUUACAAAUUUGUCAUCAAUCGCGCAAGAAAGUUUUUCGAACAAGAAGCAGCUACUUCUCCAAAUCAAAACAAUUUCUCACCAUUACCACAUGGAUAUUAUCCAAUUCUUCCAAUUGUCGAGAAGAGUCAGAUGUGGCGUGAGAAAGAAUUACAGAGAAUCAGAAGUGAAGCUGAACAAACUCGUCAACAAGCAGCUCUUGUUAAAGAAAUUGAACAAGAGUCAACUCGCAUUGAAAUGCAGCGCCAGUCUUGGAUGGCUGAACGCCAAUUCCUUCGAGAUAUCGAAGAAAUUCAAAUGGACGAAUUCAGACGUCGCGAGAAGGAGCAAUUAAUGAGAGAGAACUUAACAGAAGAAAGACAGAUUGCACAGAGAUUAGAGAGAAUGAAGGAAAGAAAGAUAGAGGAAGAAAACGCUAUCACAGAAUGGCAAGAUGAAAUAAAGAAGGUUGAGGAUGAAACAAAGCAGAUUGUCGACAUGAGAAGAGAAAAUUGGGGAAGAUGGUUGAACUUAAAGGAAGAAUCAGCCAAAGUCGACAAGCAACAGGUUGACCAAGAACUCUACUUGUUGCAACAGAAAGAGAACUUGUUCGGCAAUCAACUUGAUGAGCACAAGAGAGUUAUGGAUGAAGCUGCACAAGAAGAAGCCAAGAUCCUUGGUGAUGCAGUCAGAAACAGUCAGAAACUUGAAGAUGAGAAGAAUGACUUAAGACAGUCAUUAGAAAGAGCAAGACGUAACCAAGAAAAGUCUUUUUCAUUCACAAGACAAAAAUUAUAA